GAGGAGGAUGCUGGAGCUCUGAUUAACACCAGAGAGAGACCAGACUCUGACAGCGGGAAGAGUCCUUCAAAGGAACCAGACCCAGAAAUGUCCAAACCAGCAGGACAACACCACUGUUCCCACUGUGCAAAGAGUUUUACCAAGUUACAGAACCUAAAAGUACAUGAGAGGACACACAGAGGAGAAAAGCCUUUCCACUGCUCUCAGUGUGGAAAGAGGUUUACCCGUUUAGAGAACCUGAAACAGCAUGAUAGAAUACACAGAGGGGAGAAGCCUUACCAUUGUUCCCAUUGUGAAAAGAGCUUUAGGUCGUUAGGCACCCUGACAACGCAUGUGAGAAUACACACAGGAGAGAUGCCUUACCACUGUUCCCACUGUGGAGAGAGUUUUAGGUGGUUAGGGAGCCUGAAAACGCAUGAGAGGACACACAACCAAGAAAAGCCCUACCAAUGCUCCCAGUGUGGAAAGAGAUUUACAGAGUUAGGGUCCCUGAAAAUACAUAAUAGACUACACACAGGAGAGAAGCCUUAUUACUGCUCCCUAUGUGGAAUUAAUUUUACCUGGUUAGCGAGUCUGAAAACACAUGAGAGAAUACACACAGGAGAAAGGCCUUACCACUGUUCCCACUGUGGAAAGAGCUUUAGUAGGUUAAUGAACCUGAAACAGCAUGAGAGAAUACACACAGGAGAGAAGCCUUACCAAUGUGCCUUGUGUGGAAAAAGUUUUACCCAGUUAGGGAACCUAAAAGAGCAUGAGAGAAUGCACACAGGAGAGAAGCCCUACCAAUGCUCCCUGUGUGGAAAGAGUUUUACCAAGUUAGUUGGCCUUAAUAAGCAUGACAGGACACACACCGGAGGGGAGAAGACCUACCACUGCUCCCAGUGUGGAAAGACAUUUAACUGGUUAAAGCACCUGAAAGAGCAUGAAAGAAUACAUACACAGGAGGAGAAGACAUUCCACUGCUCUCAUUGUGGAAAGACAUUUUCCCAGUCAGAGGACCUGAAAUCACAUGAGAGAAUAGAGAGGCUGUGUUCUGACUUAUGUUUUUGACUGAGAGUUUGUGUUUUUGUAUAUGUCACAUGAAAUCAUAUUGGUCAUAUGAAAAUAUACUAAAAGUAUAGUUUUUUCAUCUUGAGACAUGUCUCAAAUCAGAUUAAAUAUUUUAAAAAACAGAAAACUCGCAGGAAGGGACAUCAGUAACAGUUGUUGAUGGUGCCAGUGAGACUAAGGGAUCAUAAACUGUAUCCCCAAACUCCCAGUGACCUCUGUUACCAGGCCAACAAUAGGUUGCUAGGCAGGUUGCUAGGGAGCAGGACACCUGACAGUCCUUCUGCCUGCACAGGUCAGAGCCUCCUCAGUCUCUCUCCAAGUGGACAAGAGUGAUUGAUGUUGUUAUUGAAACGUGUGCAUUUACUGUUGGUUGUUACUGUGGCUAGUUGUUAAUAGUAGUUGAUGCUCUGUGUUACAUGCAGUCCUUUGGUUAUGUCACUAUCUCCUUAUACAGCCAAUGUUAUUAUUGCUCUUAUGCUAUUCCUCAUUCAACUUCAUGCUAUGUUUAUCAGUAUAUUCCUUCGUAUCUAUUGUCUGAACAGAACCACAUCUAUUUUAUAUGUCCUCUGGAAAUAAAGUUAUUUAG
Molecule: messenger RNA, 1636 nt
Organism: Coregonus clupeaformis (lake whitefish)
Lineage: Eukaryota; Metazoa; Chordata; Actinopteri; Salmoniformes; Salmonidae
Product: zinc finger protein 239-like
Exons: 2
Coding region: 88-1050 (320 amino acids)
Cellular component (GO): nucleus
Source: RefSeq, a predicted model, not a curated record